This is a messenger RNA of Sinocyclocheilus rhinocerous, 1727 nucleotides long. It is a transcript of the gene cln3, whose product is annotated as CLN3 lysosomal/endosomal transmembrane protein, battenin. NCBI's taxonomy places the organism in Eukaryota, Metazoa, Chordata, Actinopteri, Cypriniformes, Cyprinidae. Gene Ontology annotation, cellular component: membrane; lysosome. The record is from RefSeq and is a predicted model, not a curated record. The transcript has 15 exons. The coding region runs from base 221 to 1564 and encodes 447 amino acids. Gene Ontology annotation, biological process: lysosome organization; regulation of intracellular pH.
CUGUGAUUAGCUGUCGCUUGUCAAUAUUUGAGAUCAUGAAAGUGGAAGAGAGUGGAUUGGUGUCGAACUGUUUAUCUGACAUAACACCACUACAGAUGAGCUAUUGUCAUACAGAUAGACGUUUUUUAUGAGUCUUUAAUGUUUAUGGAUGCCUGCAGUUAUCGUCUCACAGCGAGAGAUCAAAAGUUUAUGUGACAGUUUUUGACUGUAAUAGGUCGCAAUGGAUCGAGCGUUAAACUCUGACGCUGUCAAUACAGCCGACACUGAAGGUCAUCAACGCUGGAGGAAUUGGAUUGGUUUUUGGUUACUGGGACUUUGCAAUAACUUUGCAUAUGUGGUGAUGCUGAGUGCAGCACAUGACAUCUUACAAAAACAGGAAUCUCAAAACACAACGACACCUACUCCAGCUCCAAACGGGACUAACAUAGAGAUCAGCAACAGCAGCAACAACAACAGCAGCCGCUAUGACUGCAAUGCUGUGUCCACUGCGGCUGUGCUGUUGGCAGAUAUCUUACCCACCCUGCUAAUCAAAUUCACAGCACCUUUCUAUAUACACAAAGUGCCUUAUGGAUUCCGUGUUUUGGUGUGUUUCAUUACGGCAGUAGUCAGCUUCCUGAUGGUGUCGUUCUCUUCAACUAUAUUGAUGAGUAUAUUUGGUGUCGUCUUUGCCAGUAUUAGUUCAGGAUUGGGGGAGCUUUCCUUUCUCUCCCUCUCUGUGUUUUUCCACAGGAAUGUGUUAAGUGGCUGGGGGUCCGGCACGGGGGCAGCAGGAGUAGCUGGAGCUUUCCUCUACUCUGCGUUUACACAGGCUGGUCUGACCCCCCAGGUUACGUUAUGGAUCAUGCUGGUUGUGCCUGUUAUUUUGGCUGUUAGCUAUUUCUUUCUCUUGGAGUUCCCAUCCUCAUUUCCACAGUGGAGACGCCACGGGGAUGGUCACAGUCCUUCCAGAGUGGUGAACUCCCAGGAGAGACGUCCUUUAAUUGAAGAAGAGACCGAUACAGAUGAGGAUUCUGAGACAACUCAAGAAGAACAAGAGGACAAGCACAUCAGACCCCUGACCUUCACUGACAAAAUGUAUAUCAUGAAGGGCCUGCUGAAGUUUAUUUUCCCUCUUGGUUUGGUUUACUUUGCUGAGUAUUUUAUUAACCAGGGACUGUUGGAGCUGCUCUACUUCCCUGACUCCCGUCUCUCACACGCAGAACAGUAUCGCUGGUAUCAGACAAUUUACCAGGUUGGUGUGUUUGCUUCCCGCACGUCUCUCGUCUGUUUUAAGAUCAGGAAAAUUUUCCUCAUGUCUCUCUUACAGUGUUUGAAUGCUGUUCUGUUGGGGUUCGCUGUAUACUACCAGUUCUUGCCAAACCCAUGGGUGGUUUUCGUUAUUGUCCUCUAUGAGGGUCUUUUGGGAGGAGCAGCCUAUGUCAAUACCUUCUUUUUCAUUCGCGAGGAGACCGCUAAGCGCGAAAGAGAGUUUGCCAUGGCUGCAGCAAGCGUAGGGGACAGUCUGGGAAUCGCUCUUUCUGCAGCUGCCGCCUUCCCCGUUCACCAUUAUUUCUGCUCUUUAUGAGCAAAUGAGAAUGUGUGUUUGUGCAAGAUAAAGAUUAAUUUAUGUUUUUAAAAUAUCUAAUAUAUUCCAUUUGGACUAAUACGUUCCGAUUUAAAUGAAUAAUGGUUUGAUUGAUCUGACUGAUAUUUGACCUACUGUUUCCCCUGCCAUUAUAUUAGGGGGG